AGAAGAAUUCUGGAUCAUUGGUGCAAGACGCCGAAUUAGAUCGGUGGUGAAACAGUGCGUCCGUUGUAAACGAUUUUCAGCAAAACCUCCAACUACUGCACCCAUUCAAUUACCAUUAGACAGAGUUCGAGAUGCUUUCGCAUUUGAAGUUACCGGCAUAGAUUUAUGUGGCCCUCUGAUUCUCAAAAAUAAAAACAAAACCUGGGUAGUACUGUUUACGUGUGCUGUAUAUAGAUGUGUACAUUUGGAACUAGUGACAUCCGUAAGUACCGAAUGCUUCAUUCAAGCGUUUCGUCGGUUCAUAGCCAGAAGAGGUCGGCCAUCUACAGUUUAUUCAGACAACGGCACAAAUUUCGUCGGUACAUCUGCAUUGCUGAAAAAGGUUGACUGGGUAAAGGUAAUUGCUCAGGAAACUUUGCAUCCCAUCACUUGGAAGUUCAUUCCGCCCACUGCUGCUUGGUGGGGCGGAUGGUGGGAGCGUCUAAUCCGCACAGCCAAGAAUUUGAUUGUGAGAGUCUUAGGACAAGCUGCAGUCAAUUACGAAGAGUUACUCACCGUCAUCUGUGAUGUGGAAGCCGACAUUAAGGUUUCAGGUACAGCAGAUUUGGAUGCUUUAGAUCGAAAUAAACUCUUGGCUCGUCAGCGUUUCUGCCAGGAACUUCGAGAACAAUUUCGUAGCCGUUUCCGCAAGGAGUACCUUGGACAGUUAGUACAAAAGCAUGGACAGACGGACUGUGAAUUAAAAGUUGGAGACAUCGUGCUAAUAGGUUGUGAGAACCUUAAAAGAGUGAACUGGCCAAUUGCUCGUGUCCAAGAACUUUGUACAAGCAGAGAUGGACGUGUAAGAGUUGUAAAAGUGAAAACUAGAAAUGGCAUACUGAUUCGUCCUGUACGUAAACUGUACCCUCUAGAAGUGUGUUCCUGUACUAAGGAUACCAUUAUUUGA
Stegodyphus dumicola is the source of this 946-nucleotide messenger RNA. RefSeq lists its product as uncharacterized. Lineage: Eukaryota; Metazoa; Arthropoda; Arachnida; Araneae; Eresidae. The record is from RefSeq and is a predicted model, not a curated record.